CCAGAGGAGAUUGUUUGUUGUCCAUGUUAAGUAAAGCCAUCGUUUUUCUGCAUAUAUAUAGAUACACAUAGAAGAAUAAGGCCAGACCAGAUGACCAAAGCGUCGCCGUUUCUGGUGUCGGUGCUUCUUCUUCUUCUGUUUCAGCUCAUCAAUGGCGAAGACCCAUACAGGUUCUUCACUUGGAAUGUCACUUAUGGUGAUAUUUACCCUCUUGGAGUUAAACAACAGGGGAUAUUGAUAAAUGGACAGUUUCCAGGGCCUCAAAUUGAUUCUGUAACAAAUGAUAAUUUGAUCAUCAACGUUUUCAAUAGCUUAGAUGAACCGUUUCUUCUUUCCUGGAAUGGGAUUAUGCAACGGAGAAACUCAUGGCAAGACGGCGUUUUCGGUACAAACUGCCCGAUCCCGCCGGGGGGAAACUUCACUUACAAUCUUCAAGUGAAAGAUCAGAUCGGUAGCUUCUUUUACUUCCCUUCACUUGCUUUCCACAAGGCUGCCGGAGGCUAUGGUGGCAUCAAAGUCGCUAGUCGCUCAGUUAUUCCAGUUCCCUUCUCACCACCUGCCGGAGAUUACACAGUACUCGCCGGAGACUGGUUCAAGCAAAACCACACUGAUCUAAAAGCAAUUCUGGACAACGGGCAUGAUCUUCCGUUCCCAGAUGGCCUUCUAAUCAACGGGCGUGGAUCAAAUGGCUUUACAUUUAACGUUGAUCAAGGUAAAACUUACAGAUUCAGGGUAUCAAACGUUGGUCUAACAACUUCAAUAAACUUCAGAAUCCAAGGUCAUAAGCUAAUUCUAGUUGAAGUAGAAGGAACUCAUUCACUACAAAACACAUAUGAUUCAAUCGACAUCCAUUUGGGUCAAUCUUAUUCCAUAUUAGUCACUACCGACCAACCUCCUAAAGAUUACUACAUUAUCGUCUCAACCCGAUUCACCACACCAGUCCUCACAACCACAUCGGCUCUACACUACAGCAACGCAGUCAGUGGUCUCGAUGACACACCUCCUGGUGGACCCACAACUGAAAUCGACUGGUCACUCAACCAAGCAAGAUCACUCAGGCGAAAUUUGACUGCGAGUGGACCAAGGCCAAACCCACAGGGGUCUUAUCACUACGGGUUGAUCAACACGACUCGGACAAUUAGGGUUGUGAAUUCUGCACCGGUUAUUGGUGGGAAGCAGAGAUAUGCGGUUAAUAGUGUCUCGUUUGUUUUACCAGAUACACCGCUUAAGCUUGCUGAUUAUUUCAAGAUUUCGGGUGUUUUUAGUCUUGGUAGCAUUCAGGAUGGCCCGAGUGGUGGUGUGAACCUGCAAACCGCCGUAAUGCCGGCGGAUUUUAGAGGGUAUGUGGAGGUCGUGUUUGAGAAUCCGGAAGAUACCGUACAAUCUUGGCAUGUUGAUGGCCACCAUUUCUUUGUUGUCGGGAUGGAUGGAGGGCAAUGGUCAGAGGCAAGCCGGACUAGCUACAAUUUACGCGACACAAUUUCACGUGUUACCGUACAGGUAUACCCGAAGUCAUGGACCGCGGUUUACAUGCCUUUGGAUAACGUGGGAAUGUGGAAUGUGCGGUCCGAGAAUUGGGCUCGACAGUAUUUAGGUCAACAGUUUUAUCUUCGAGUUUACUCGCCGGCUAAUUCUUGGAGAGAUGAAGCUCCGAUUCCAAAUAAUGUUAUUCUUUGUGGGCGGGCGGUUGGACAUCAACCUUAAAAUUGGUUAUAAAGUAAGCAUUUGUUUAGGAGUAAUGAAAGAGAGGCUGUUUACGAGGUUAUAUACAAAGAAAUUUCGAAUUAGUACAACAUAUUUUCUUUGAAUUAAAUGUGGUUAAUUUGGUUGUAGCAAAUGGUUCAAUAUAUUUAUUUUGGGGUUAUGGAAUUACAUUUAUAGUGCA
Lactuca virosa is the source of this 1885-nucleotide messenger RNA. The record is from the annotation of a GenBank genome assembly. NCBI's taxonomy places the organism in Eukaryota, Viridiplantae, Streptophyta, Magnoliopsida, Asterales, Asteraceae.